Molecule: messenger RNA, 1110 nt
Organism: Physeter macrocephalus (sperm whale)
Lineage: Eukaryota; Metazoa; Chordata; Mammalia; Artiodactyla; Physeteridae
Gene: MAPK15
Product: mitogen-activated protein kinase 15
Biological process (GO): protein phosphorylation; intracellular signal transduction
Cellular component (GO): nucleus; cytoplasm
Molecular function (GO): ATP binding; protein serine/threonine kinase activity
Source: RefSeq, a predicted model, not a curated record
AUGGCGAUCAAAGUUAAGGACGGGCAGGAACCCAUGGCUGCCCCUGGCGGAAGUGCCCUCUCCAGACACGCGGUGCAGCGCGGGACACGGCGGCACCGCCACCCGAGUCCCAUGAGCCAAGGCAGGCGGGAGCCGGCGGGAGCCCCGGGGCGCGUGUACGUGCGGAGCGCGCGCAGGGAGGGCGCCGCCGUCGGUUCCCAAGGCAACCGGUUUCGACAGUUCGAGCGCAGCUCGCGUCUGGAGGCGUCCAGGCGACCACCAGCCGGCAUUUGCGCCGCCGAGAUGGACCGUCACGUUGCCCGGCGAUACCUGCUCAAGCGGCGGCUCGGGAAGGGGGCCUACGGCAUCGUGUGGAAGGCGGUGGAUCAGAGGACUGGCGAGGUCGUCGCCAUCAAGAAAAUCUUUGAUGCCUUCGAGGAUAAGACGGAUGCCCAAGUAAAGGACGUUCGGGAAAUCAUGCUGCUUCAGGAAUUUGGGGACCAUCCCCACGUCGUCCGCCUCCUGGAUGUGAUCCGGGCAGAGAAUGACAGGGACAUUUAGCUGGUGUUUGAGUCUAUGGGUGAGUGAGGCCUCCCGCAGACCCCAGCCCCACCUCUACUGGCCCGCUCUCCCCAGGCCCACCAGACUGACCUGCACACACCCCCAGACGCCGACCUGAAUGCCGUCAUCUGCAAGGGCACGCUGCAGGACACCCACAAGCGCUACAUCUUCUACCAGCUCCUGCGGGCCACCAAGUUCAUUGAUUCAGGACGAGUUAUCCACCGGGACCAGAAGCCAUCCAACGCUCUCCUGGACGCCAGCUGUUUGGUGAAGCUCUGUGACUUUGGCCUCGCCCGCUCCCUCAGCGGCCUCCCUGAGGGGCCCGAGGGCCAUGCCCUGAUGGAGUACGUGGCCACACGAUGGUACCGGGCUCCGGAGGUGUUCCUGUCCUCGAGCUGGUACACCCCCGGGGUGGACACGUGGAGUCUGGGCUGCAUCCUGGGGGAGAUGCUAGCGGGGCGGCCCUGUUCCCCGGCCAUCCUGGAGGCCAUCCCACCACCCUCCGAGGAGGACCUGGCUCUCGGCUCUGGCUCCGGCGCCUCGGUUGUGCAGCGCCUGGGGUCCCGGUGA